AUCUAAGCUCAGAACUGCAGAGAACUGUGAACCAGUGGCCAACAUGAGUCAUGAGUCAGUGGCCAACAUGAUGACCAAUAUCCUAGGACUGCUGUGCGUUAUCUAAUGAGCAGCAGCCUGCUGGAGUAUACAGUAGCUCAUUCUGCAUCUGGACUACAAACCCACAGCCUGGCAGAGUGCACAAAAUAGUGAGCAGUCUGCUGGAGCACUUGUUACUGUUUCAAUUAACUGCAGAUUUGGGGAAAAUACUUGAUUGUUAGUUCACUAUCAGGACUGUCACUUCUCCAUCACUUGGAAUAAGCGAGUGUGAGGAUUUCUCUGGACUUCCCUGCUUCACUUACUGCAUUGUGCACUGAGAAGAGAAUAACACUAACUGGGUAGCCCACAGCUGGGCACACAACAAACUCACACCACAUCGACAAACAUGUUGGUAACAGGAGAGAUCAGAAAGAAUGGAGAGAAGUCCCAGGGAUGUCAUAGGGACAAGCUUGGAGGUGGCUGGGUUAGGACUUUGCCUAAUGUCUUGGCAUGUGUGUUCUCCCUGUUGUCCAUGGCAUCAUUUCUUUAUCUGAAUAUGAAGACCAAUGAUCUGCAGGGAAGGGUUUGGGCACUGCAGCAUGGCAAGUCUGGGGACAUUGCUUUCCAUAUGCCAGGAUUAUCUAUGGAUCAGCUCAACUCCAUCGUCCAGGAGAAAGUGGAUCGGCUCCUGUCCCAGAGGUCCUAUGAACACAUGGCAAAGCUCCGAAUCUCAAGGGAAGCACCAGCAGACUGCAACUGCCCAGCAGGCCCACCUGGACAGCAAGGAAAAAGGGGGAGAAGAGGUGAACCUGGACCUCCUGGUCCACCUGGUCCAAAGGGAGACAAGGGUGAUCAAGGUGAUCAGGGACCUCGGAUGGUGUUUCCUAAGAUCAAUCAUGGCUUUCUCUCUGCUGAUCAGCAGUUAAUAAAACGCCGCCUCAUUAAGGGUGAUCAAGGACAAGCAGGAUCUCCAGGUCCACCAGGUCCACCGGGUCCACCAGGCCCUAGGGGUCCUCCAGGAGAUACUGGCAAAGAUGGCCCAAGGGGAUUGUCUGGAGUCCCGGGGGAGACAGGGCAACCAGGUGAACAAGGUUUAAUGGGUCCAAUGGGGCCUCCUGGACAAAAGGGGUCUAUUGGUGCAAAUGGAAUUCCUGGAGUAGAUGGUGAAAAGGGAGAGCAAGGAGUUAUUGGAGCACCUGGUAUUGAUGGAAAACCUGGAAUGAAGGGAGAUCCAGGUGAACAAGGAGAUACGGGUGAUCCCGGAGAAAGCGGCCCUACAGGGGAAACGGGAGCUAAGGGGGAUCCUGGAUCUUCUGCUGCGGGAAUAAAGGGUGAGCCUGGAGAACCUGGACGUUCUGGGCAGAAGGGUGAACCAGGGCUUCCUGGGCUUCCUGGACUUCCGGGGAUUAAGGGAGAGCCAGGAUUUCUAGGGCCUCAAGGAGAACCUGGGUUACCAGGCUUGCCAGGAACUAAGGGGGAACGGGGAGAAAUUGGCCCACCUGGAAGAGGAGAGAGAGGCAGUUCUGGAUUACCUGGACCAAAGGGAGAACCAGGUGAAUCAGGAUCUAGAGGCCCAAAGGGGUCAAAGGGUGAUACUGGAAGCCAAGGAGAUUUUGGCCUGAUUGGUCCAAGGGGGCCUCCAGGUCAAAAAGGAGAUCAAGGGGCUACUGAGAUCAUAGAUUACAAUGGGAAUAUUCAGGAAGCCUUGCAGAGGAUUACUGCAAUUACUGUUACGGGACCGCCCGGACCACCUGGGCCACCUGGUUUGCCAGGACCAAAGGGUGAUGGAGGUUCUGUUGGUCCUCCAGGAGUUGAUGGGGAGGAGGGACCUAAAGGAUCAAAGGGUGACCAUGGUGAUCCUGGAACAUCAGGAGAGAAGGGAGGAAUUGGACUCCCUGGUUUGCCGGGUGCAAAUGGAAUGAAAGGAGAGAAAGGAGAUCAUGGUUCCCCUGGGCCUCAUGGAGCUUCUAUCAUUGGCCCCCCUGGAUCUCCAGGACCACAUGGCCCCCCUGGACCUAUGGGACCACAUGGACUAACAGGACCAAAGGGUGAACCAGGGCUAAAUGGUCUUAAAGGAUUGAGGGGUGAGCCAGGUCAAAAGGGUGAAAGAGGACCACUGGGUCUUCCAGGAGCAUCUGGCUUAGACGGAAAGCCAGGACCCAGGGGGAACGAUGGCCCCAUUGGUCCUUCUGGUCCAGCAGGUCCAAAAGGAGACAGAGGAGAAAAAGGAGUUGUUGGGGAUCCAGGACCACGAGGACCUUAUGGUUUACCUGGCAAAGACGGAGAGCCUGGUCUAGACGGUUUUCCGGGUCCUCGUGGAGAAAAAGGUGACCCUGGAGAAAGGGGAGAAAAGGGGGAAAAGGGAAAGAAAGGCAAAAAAGGGCCUAAAGGGGAGAAAGGAGAACAGGGUGCCCCUGGAUUAGAUGCACCUUGCCCAUUGGGACCAGAUGGGCUUCCGAUGCCUGGUUGUUGGCAAAAGUGAUGACUCUAACCAUGCAAGCAUGAAGUUGUAAAUAUUAUUUCAAAGUUCAAACUAUGUAUUUAUAGUUGAAAAGAGAAAGAAAGAGAAAUGUUUACAUGUACCUUCUACGUGUUCAUGAGUACACCUUUUUUUUCACUUGCACAUGCUGUUUGGCACCUUCAAAAUCAUGGAAAAUAUACAAACAUAUGUCUGAUAAAUGACUUUAUUUGCAUAAUGUGUAUAGCACAGGUGUUUUUCACAAAUAUUUUGUAUUCUGCAUCUAAAAGAACAUCACAAGCCAAUAUUCAUGGGAAAUAGUGACCAAAUAUUGUUAAUAGUGACCAAAUAUGGAUAAACCCUAUUAUAAUCACAUUGAAGCUUACGUACUUCCAUGAUCAUGCCAAACAGCACCACUGAGUUGUGCCAUUGUAGCUGGAUGAAAAGACUAAAGACAUGCAUGAUUUCUGUGUCCUAAUAUUUGCCGUGUGAUUGAACCUCACAUGCCAAAAGAAUGCUCACUGUGACAACCAAGCUUCUGAACAUCUUCAUUUUGUCCAUUCUAAGGGAGUGACCCCAUGGCUUGUUGCCAAAAAGAGAUGACGGAGAAAGAAGCAGCAGAGAAACAACUAAUAUUGUUUUGGAGCUAUAUGGCCAUAAUUGCAGGUCUUUAAUCUACCGAAUAAGCCUUUGUAAUAUUGAGGCUUAAUGACCUUGAUUGUCCUUGCCAACGGUGGUUCUAUGCUACCAAGGUCUCCAGGAAGUAGAAGAGGACAUAUAUUGAAGAUAGGAUAAAUCAUAGUGAUUCAUCAACUUGUGUAAGUCACUGAUGAAAAUUGUGGUCCACAGAGAUGUUCCACUGAAUUGAAAAGCAUCUCAAAUGUAUCUGGUCACACCUUUUAGGGAGAAGUGGCUAUGGCAUAUGGAAGUAUCAUCUCAAACUUGUAAGAAUAGGAAUCAUAAUCCUCAAUGAUUUAAUUUCUACAGCAUUUCUACAGCAAAAAUACACACAAUAGAUAUGAUCCUGUGCAGAAGGAUCUUAGUUGACGUUGCGUUCAUUGCUUCCCAAUUGUUGAUUAUUAAGGUGUUUAGGGAAACUAUACCCACAGUAAACAUGAUAGAUGCCGAAAGGUAAUCUGCUUUGCUCAUAUGUACUGUAAUUUAUUGACUAGCGCUAGCAUUUUUUUUUUUCUGCCAUUUGUUAUAUGUUAGUGACAUUCAAUGAUCCAUCUGAAUGGUGUAGACUUCGAAGUGCAGCACCUAUAAGCAACUCCUCUAGUUGGCUCAGCACCAUUGUAACAGGUGUAUAAGAAUAAGCUGCAGCUGCUAUCACAAUUGUAGAUGAUGUAAUAUAUUCAAUUUUUGUUUUAAGUAUUAAUUGAUGUAAACCUGUUUUUGUCAAUUUCUUAAGAAAGAAUACUUACUUGUUAACUUAAUGUGCAAAAUGCUGGGUAAUUUGAAAUGCAUACGUAAUUAUAAUUCCUUUUUUAAAAAAAUGCCAAAUGCUUUAACACCAAGUAUAAUGUAAGAGUUGCCAGUAUGGUGGUUAUCUGUGUAGGUAGGCAUUGCUGUUGAAUUCUACUUCCUCCCCUAUUCAUCGCAGAGAAAGUUUUGAGAUUGUGAUGAUAUAAAAUAACAGCAUCCAGCAUGUGUUUAUUAUUUUGUAAAUUCCAAUGAGUUUGUUCAUAUUCAAUCAGUUUCUCCUAACAGACUGUCAUCUACUUCCCCUCCAAGUCAAUUCAAUGCAAAAUUUGAACCUAGGCAAAUUAAGUAUAUUACAAGACCUUGUAAUGAACUGGUCUAGAAGCCAUAUAAUCUGGUUUAAAACUUUCCACCAUAGUUGUGCCAUUUGGACUAUGCAGGUAAUUUGCUUUGCAUAAAAGAUGCAUAUACUAUAUUUUACUACAACAGCAGUUUUAAUGUUUUUAUCCCCUUACACUAUAAUUCCAAGCAAACUUUUCUACCUUUCAUUUUUGGUGCUGUAUGUCUUUCAAUAUGUAUGGCUUUAAAAAUUACAUUUGUUAAUAUUACUAGCAUUCCUCAUUUUGUUGAAUGAAAACAGCAGAGCUGCCAUUUUUUAAACAAUGGCAUAUUCCUUUAAUGUUUGUGCUAUUAAAGGAAACAAUAAGCUGAUAUGUCCGUUUUAUGGUGUGUGACAAGUGGCAUUGAAGUUAAUGUUGAUCUUUCAAAUGUAUCCCCUAUCACAUUAAGGGGGGUUAUUUAUUAAAGUCCAAAUGCCAAAAACUCGAAAAAAUGUUCGGAAUUUAUUAAACCCGAGUACU
This is a messenger RNA of Xenopus laevis (African clawed frog), 4758 nucleotides long. RefSeq names its product collagen alpha-1(XXV) chain (gene col25a1.2.S). Lineage: Eukaryota; Metazoa; Chordata; Amphibia; Anura; Pipidae. The transcript has 38 exons. The record is from RefSeq and is a predicted model, not a curated record. The coding region runs from base 425 to 2500 and encodes 691 amino acids.